Molecule: messenger RNA, 1353 nt
Organism: Closterium sp. Yama58-4
Lineage: Eukaryota; Viridiplantae; Streptophyta; Zygnematophyceae; Desmidiales; Closteriaceae
Source: the annotation of a GenBank genome assembly
AUGGAUACCACUCCUCCCCCUCUUCCCCCUCCCAUUGACGCCUCCUCCGUCGACAAGCUCCAACUUGCCGCGGACCGCUCGGCGAUCAAUUGGCACUCCUUCGUCGGGAGCAUCCGCCGCGUUCUCCAGGACGCAUUCGUCGAACCCUACUGCGUCCUCGACGUCCUCCUCCGCCGCCCGCAAGCUCUCCAGCCCACGGCACCCAGUCACCCCGGCGAACCCCCUCCACCCCCCAUUCCCCCUGGCCCUCCUCCUUCUGAACCCACCUUGGAGAUCGCCACUACCCCAGCGCUCCAGAGUGCCGCCGACGCCACAUUCCUCCAUGAUCGCCGCGAGUACCUCAUCCGCAAGGCAGAGCACGAGGUCGCAGUCCACCAUCACGACUUCGCAGUAGCGGAACGCGCCAACCGCCUGGCCCUCCUCGAUGAAUACAACACGGCCAUGGCAGACUACCUCCCCAAGAGUAUUGCAUGGGCCGCUGCUGACAACCGCGCCUGCACCAUCCUCCUCGGCGCACUCCCUGAUACCCUCAUGCGCCGUUUCCAGGCUCGGGAGAUGCGCGCCUCCCUCAUCUGGGCCGAGCUCCAGGCAAUGUUCGAGCGCCGCGACAUCAGCUCUGUCGGCGCCCUGUUCCAGGAGUACUUCUCCAUCACCCUCGCUACCUGUGACGGCGCAGUUGACUACGUGGGGCGCAUGCAGGAGGUCGCUGACCGCCUUGCUGCACGCCAAGCUGCCCUCCCCGAGCCACUGCAAAUCCACCGCCUCCUCUACAACCUCACCCCGGACUACGAGUCCCGCCUCCAUGCCUUCACUGAAGCGAACGCCAUGGCCGGCCUCAACGACGUGGUCCAAUGGAUCAUCGACACGGAGGUCAAGCUCCGCACCCCCGUUGUCAACCUCACCACCCCUCAGCCCUCCUCCUCCAGCUCCCUCAAUGCUACGCAGCCGCGCAACCAGGGUGGUCGCAGCGGUGGCGGUGGAGGCCGUGGAGCGGGUGGUGGUGGUGGAGGUCGUGGCGGUAGUGGUGGUGGUGGCGGUAGCCGUGGUGGCCGUGGUGGCGGUGGUGGUGGUGCUGGAGGACCGUCCGGUGCUAGUGGUGCUGUGACUCGAGGCGCUCGCCCUGGCACUCUCCCCCCAUGCACGUAUGUGCGCCGCCAUGGUCCCCCCAGCACGUGCUUCAAGGCGCUCGACGACGCCUGGUUUGACCGAGGUAACACUGGCACCCCUCCUCGCUGGAACACUGUCACCCCUCGCCCCUCCCUGGUGGAUGUUCAAACCCUCCCAUCUUUCCUUCCUGCUCACCUCCGCCUGGUUAGCCCCUCCCAGCCUUCCCAGCUGCAGCAAUUCCAGUAG